UCCGGUGGCCAUGUUUGGGAUGAUUACACUGCCCUCAAUGUUUUUGAAUGUGUUUAUCUUAUGAAACCAUCGGAAAUGUUAACAUUUUCCCCAGUCAUCAGCAUAUAACAAAGUAAGUGAAAAGGGGUUUAAAAAAAUCUGCGGGCAAAUAAUGACUAACGAAGACAAACCACAGUCCCUCGUAAAACUGUGUGCAAAAUCAGUAUGCAAAGAUAUGGGCAGACUUGAACAGCAAGUUUGGGAUUUACCAGCUUCAUUGAUAGAAGAACUCUUGCCUUUCUUGAACAUUUUCUACUUGGAAAGAAUCGAGGAGGUUGCAGUCCGGAAAGGCUUGUCCACGGCUUCUGUCUGGUUAAGAAUAUGGAUGGAAGUGGUAAAAUAUAAGCCCUUAGGAAGCAAGCCAGUGAAAGAUUGGAGGCAGAAGUUCCUCGAGUAUCUUUUCCAUUGCGUCCUUCUUAGAAAAUCGCUGGCAGAGGACAACCCACGGCUGCAGGACCCUCGGUUCUCUGCCCUGACCCUGGGGGCGCGCUAUGUCCAGCGUCUGACCCUAUCUUCUCAUCCUUAUGGGGCAGUCAGGCUGGCCACAGAUGAGCUCCGUCCUAUCCUGGAGAUCCUACAGGGCACUGUCACACAACUGAAGCUCCAUCACUUCAGUCAGCGUCCCCACGAGGCUUCCAUGAAGUCCAUAACAUUGCUUCUCCACCGCCUCAUCCACCAUGGCUCUGUCCACACACUCACCAUCAUCAAUUGCGACAAAGCCAUACCCUUCAUUCUGAUUCGGGUCCUCCGAAUGAGCGCUGGCCAGCUGGACCUGGAGAUGCGAGAUGAUCUGGGAGUUUGUUUCUGUUGUGACCGGGAAUCCGAUGUCAAGCUACAGGCUAAUGGACAGCAACGCAGAUGCCGUGCCCAGCAAGAGCGGGAGACUGUGGCUACAACUAAAGACUCUGGCAAAAACAGCAGUAGGAUUCUCAAAGCACUUCCUCUGCAAGAGGGAAAAGGGGCAGCCAACAGCGGCAAAAGGCUGUCAGAUAAUAAGUUUUGCACCACUAAUGUCAAAUGGCCACGAUUAGAGCAGGGGGUGGAAGCAGGGGAAUGUUUCAAUACCCUGGAACCAAGCACUGAAGGCACACCCGCCCACACUGCCACCCCUCAGUCCUCACAGGCUUUAGGUGGGGAAAGGAUCCUCUUCAGAAGCAUCACUGCAUUGGAGGUGGACUUGUCUUCGACAAUAAUUCCGGAGCUGCAAGCCUUGCUUCCAUCCUGGGUCAGUCUUUGCUCCUUGGACUUAUUUGGUAAUAGGUUCAGUGAGAAGUCUGAUCUUCUGAAGGUGGUGGCUGCCUUGAGGUCCUUGUGCCAGCAUCCCGAAGGCUCCAUCUCUGCGUUGUCUAUUGACAGUGUGUUCUGCCCGAUGCCUAUCACUGCCUUUAUGGUUAAUUUGCUGUCUACCUGCCCUAAGCUGGAAACUCUUAGUCUUAACUUCGACGUGGAGGAGGAGGACAGACUGUCUCCUCCUCAACCUAUACCCGUAGAUAACUCUCUGACCAAAUUACAAGUGGUUUUCCCAAAUGACCCCAUCCAACUGCAGGUCUUCCUGAGUGUGCUGCGCAUUGCACAGAGCCUGCAGCAUCUUCAUCUGAGCUGGACAUCAAACCAAGGGUUUGGCACAUUGCUGCUCACCCUCAUAGAGUCUAAUCCUAACUUGUGCUGGUUAACGCUGAAAGGGGCAAACCUGUCUGCUUGCCAAAAAGAAGUUAUUUGCUUUCUGAAGAAUUCUUCCCUGCAGGGUGUGGACUUCACUGACUGCCGACUGUUCGAGAAAAACAAAGUAGAGUUUUUGGGCAAAUUGGUCGACGCUGUCAAGGGAAGCAAAACUCUCAAGUUCCUCCAUCUUCCAAAAAACCGUCUUGGUAAUAAGGGUCUGGUUACGCUAGCAGAACUCUUUUCUGGGAAUCCUACAUCCCAAAUAGAGCACUUAAACAUCAGUGCCAACUGCAUCCUUCCUGAUGGGCUGCUGGAGUUUGGGAGGUUGCUGGAACAGCACCCCCCCUCUUCUCGACUCUUGCUGGACUUGCGGCAAAACCCACUUGACCGAGACCCCGGGACUGCCCAGCAGGCAAUGGAGCUGCUCAGGAGACGGUGUCAGGUGGUGGGCGACAUGUGGAACUCCCGGGCUGCCUUUGCAGACUAUGCUAGUGUCAUGUGAUCAGUGGGGCUGUGAGUAUUUUCAGAUCCAAUUUAAAAAAAAAAAAAAAAAAAAAAAAAAAAAGAAAAAGCGCAUCUUUUGAAAUACUGUGCCUGGUUAAAGCACUAUUCAUUCAAGUCUUUGAACCUUAAGAGAAUGAGUUUGGUAGUGUUAUAUAGCCCCUCAGGGGCUAGGCUGUCUCAAUAAAGAAUAGUACAAGAGUGGAUAGACAGGAGAUGGUUGUUCAAUCACGCUCCUUUUGAAGAAUCCUCAAACAAUAUAAUUUGGCCAAUGUUGUGCUGUCCUAGCUCUGUGGAUAUCAGAUACUUGUCUCUGGGGUCACCUGUAUAUCAAAAUUGUCACCAAUUUGUAUACAUUUUGUAAUAUUAAAAUGACUAAAAACAAAAC
Molecule: messenger RNA, 2590 nt
Organism: Polyodon spathula (Mississippi paddlefish)
Lineage: Eukaryota; Metazoa; Chordata; Actinopteri; Acipenseriformes; Polyodontidae
Gene: lrrc41
Product: leucine rich repeat containing 41
Exons: 10
Coding region: 152-2203 (683 amino acids)
Source: RefSeq, a predicted model, not a curated record